AUGAAACGUAUCGAAAAGGGACCUGUCCGUGGAAUUUCUAUCAAAUUGCAAGAAGAAGAGCGUGAGCGUCGUGAUAAUUGGGUUCCUGAAGUUUCCUAUCUUGAUGCUUCUCAACACCCAACUAUUAGUGUUGAUCAAGAGACUAAGGAAAUGGUUGAUUAUUUGUCAGUUAGUUUUUUGGGGAGAAUUUUCUAUCUCAAGAUGUGUUAGGGUGAGGAUAACUAUUUUUUGCUUCUUUUUUGUUUAAAAAAUUGUCCUGUUCAUUUGCUCUACUUUGAGUCGUCAAAGUCAACUCAAUUUGCCUGUUGACGUGAAGG
Molecule: messenger RNA, 317 nt
Organism: Meloidogyne enterolobii
Lineage: Eukaryota; Metazoa; Nematoda; Chromadorea; Rhabditida; Meloidogynidae
Source: the annotation of a GenBank genome assembly